GCCAGCUCCACCGCUUGGAGAAAUUCACCAUGGGAAAGAGGAGUCACACAUGCAUUUUGAGCUUCUUCCCCUGAAAUCCUGCGUCGAGUCUCAGCAAAUCGUCCCUCUUCACCAUACUGUUCGGUUUGUCUUCAACAUGGCGUCGGGCACGGGCGUCGCAAGCGCCGACAAUAGCAUUCUACCCGACGAACCAGCAACACCAAUGGCCGUCAUGAAAGACGAGAAUACGCCCACAGCCAACAGCGAUGCACGCGUCGAAGCGGUCGACCCUGCAGACUCUUACAGCAAGUUCGGGCCCAAGCAGCGCCUGGUCAUCAUCGCCAUCGCCAGCACCAUCGGCGUGUUGAGCCCAUUGAGCUCCAACCUGUACACGCCCGCCAUCCCAGCCGUCGCCAAGGACCUGGGGGUGUCGACCGACGCCAUCAACCUGACCAUCACCUCGUACCUGGUCCUGCAGGGCAUCAGCCCCACGCUAUGGAGCGUCAUUGGUGACAACACAGGCCGUCGGUUGCUCUACCUCAUCGCCCUGACCGUGUACCUGGGGUCGUGCGUCGGCCUCGCCCUGUCCCCCAACUACCCGUCCGUCCUCGCCCUGCGCGCCGUCCAGGCCGUGGGGUCAGCCUCCACGACGGCCAUCGGGGCUAGCCUGAUUGGCGAUCUGAUCCACGUCAGCCAGCGCGGCGGCUGGAUGGGUAACUACAGCGCAAUGGGAGGCGCCGGCACCGCGUUUGGCCCCGUGCUCGGCGGCCUCUUUGCUCAGUACACGGGGUGGCGGGGUAUGUUUGUGUUUAUGGCUGCCCUGGCCGCCUUUUUGUUGAUGACCACGGCGUUUUUGCUGCCCGAGACCAAGCGCGACAUUGUCCACGAUGGCUCCGUGCCGGCUCCGUGGUAUCUGCAAGCCCCCAUCAAGUGGCUGGAUGCUCCCAAGUCUACUGGCCACGCCACAGGGAGGGCGACUGCCGGCAAGUUCAAAAUAGACCUCAAGGCCCCCGUGCGCCUGCUUGUCGAGCCCGAAUGUCUCUGCGUGGUCCUCUUCACCGGUGUCAUCUUUGCCGUCUGGCAAGCAACCAUGGUGGCCACGGCGACCCUGUACUCUGAGCGCUACGACCUGAGCGAGACAAACAUUGGACUGACCUACAUCUCCAACGGCGUUGGCUCUCUCUGCGGCAGCAUCCUCACUGGGAAGCUGCUGGACCGCGAGUACAAAAGACAGCUGCAGAGGGAGAAGACGCAGGACGAGGGGAAUGAAGAGCAACAGCCUCGCCAGCAAGAGGUGCAACACAUUGAGCUGGCGCGCAUCAAGCCAUUGAUCAUACCUACAGUUGUUUUCCUCGUCUCGGUCGUGGCUCUUGGUUGGAUAAUGGAAUACCACGUUCACAUUGCUGCAUCUAUCACCAUCGCCUUCUUUGUGGGUGGUCUCAGCACCAUUGUCUUUGCUGGUUUUUCAAUCCUCAUCGUCGACCUGUUCAAGAGCCAGAGUUUCAGCGCCACAGCUUCGAUGAACCUCUCGCGCUGUCUUAUCGCGUCUGGUGGGACUGCAGCCAUCGGUCCCUUGAUCCGCGCUGUUGGUGUGGGCUGGGCGUUUACCAUCUGCGCGGCCGUUGGUCUGGCAUCUUGCUCUCUUGCGUUGGCCGAGUUGUGGAGGGGAAGACACUGGCGGGCGAAGCGAAAUGCCGCAAAGCAAGUAUAGAUGAGCGAGGAUUGCGGGGAUUAUGUGGAUCGAGGCGGGUUAAAGCACAAGUUGCGCCUCAUAACAUGUGUAUAGGUUUCGAGAAUAGCCAAAAACGUCGAAUAAAACCAUCAAAUGAUCAGCUA
Molecule: messenger RNA, 1815 nt
Organism: Pyricularia oryzae 70-15
Lineage: Eukaryota; Fungi; Ascomycota; Sordariomycetes; Magnaporthales; Pyriculariaceae
Exons: 2
Coding region: 50-1690 (546 amino acids)
Biological process (GO): transmembrane transport
Molecular function (GO): transmembrane transporter activity
Source: RefSeq, a predicted model, not a curated record